CUCUCUCCUUUUCCAUUGUCUCCCUAUCUCUCUCUCUGUUUCUCUGUGUGUGUGUGUGUGUGUGUGUGUGAGAUCCACAUUCCCUUUUUUAUCUGUUAAAAACCCAGGUUCCUGAUACCCAAACACAUCCACAAUCGAGGGUAUAUACCAGUUUUGUCCCAUCGGGUCUCGUCCCUGUCCUCUCCUGAUUCAUAUUCUCCGAUCUUUCUGGGAUCUUCUGCAUCGCCAUGGAGGUGGAGGAGGCUAAUGUUGUCGAGACUAAGGAUGGGACUAUUUCCGUAGCUUCCGCAUUUGCUGGUCAUCAACAAGCUGUACAGGAUAGAGAUCACAAGUUCUUAACGAAAGCAGUUGAGGAAGCGUACAAGGGGGUAGAUUGUGGGGAUGGAGGCCCUUUUGGUGCUGUUGUUGUUCGUAAUGAUGAAGUUGUUGUAAGUUGUCACAACAUGGUUCUGAAGAACACAGAUCCAACUGCUCAUGCAGAAGUGACUGCCAUAAGAGAGGCAUGCAAAAAGCUAGGUAGGAUUGAGCUUUCGGACUGCGAAGUAUAUGCCUCUUGUGAGCCUUGUCCCAUGUGCUUUGGUGCCAUCCACCUUUCAAGAGCCAAGAGGUUGGUCUAUGGAGCUAAGGCUGAGGCGGCUAUUGCUAUCGGCUUCGACGAUUUUAUCGCCGAUGCUCUGAGGGGUACUAGCUUCUACCAGAAAGCUCAUUUGGAGAUCAAGAGAGCCGAUGGUAAAGGGGCCAAAAUUGCGGAGCAGGUCUUCGAGAAGACAAAGGAGAAGUUCCAAAUGUAUUGAUUCUUCCGAUUUCUCCUUUUCAUUCAUAAGUUCCAAUCGUUAACUGUUUAGUAACUGAUUGGCUUUAUUCACCUGCAAUUAUUUGAGAACUGUUCAUAUCAUGCUACAACAUGACGUCGCAACACUUCAAUCUGUUAUGUGCUUCAAACUGAUCAAUUCAAUCUAUUAGUUGCGUCUUUUUUCUGCGCACCGUUGAAUGCAAGAAGUGGGUAGAGAAAGAAAUAUAUUCCUGGUUUGCAAA
Messenger RNA from Syzygium oleosum, 1035 nucleotides. RefSeq names its product guanosine deaminase-like. NCBI's taxonomy places the organism in Eukaryota, Viridiplantae, Streptophyta, Magnoliopsida, Myrtales, Myrtaceae. Gene Ontology annotation, molecular function: zinc ion binding; guanosine deaminase activity. The coding region runs from base 228 to 794 and encodes 188 amino acids. The record is from RefSeq and is a predicted model, not a curated record. The transcript has 5 exons. Gene Ontology annotation, biological process: purine nucleoside catabolic process.